This is a messenger RNA of Danio aesculapii, 7112 nucleotides long. RefSeq names its product UPF0606 protein KIAA1549. Bases 514 to 5013 code for a protein of 1499 amino acids. The record is from RefSeq and is a predicted model, not a curated record. NCBI's taxonomy places the organism in Eukaryota, Metazoa, Chordata, Actinopteri, Cypriniformes, Danionidae. The transcript has 22 exons.
UAUCGAUAAGGCGUAUUUCUCCUGGCUGGAGUGUUUUCUGCUGGGGAAAUGGACAUGCGCUGCCAACAGUAUCGUUUAGAAGCGGCUCACGUAUUUAUUUAAGCGGUGCGAUUUGUCCAGCGCGUUUGUAGGGCAUCGGAUGCUGGGAAAUGGGCCGUGCAUGGGAAUAGCAAGACCGUUAUAACCGCUUCUGCACAAUUAAUGUUACGGAUACCGGGAAAUGAACCACGAACUGGAUACCGUCCAUAAGAGGAGCCGGCAGCGUCAAUUUAUGAUAUGUUUCAUCUGAUUUGAAUGAUAACAUCGAUAUUCUGUAUUUAUGGCCGUUCUGUCAUCAUGAUAUCGGGUGUGUAAAAGGGGCGCGCGCGCGUGAGCCGCAUCCGCGCGAGGUGUGCAUCUCAACAUGACAGUAACAUCCAGACAAGGAAGGAUACCGAGCAGGAAGACCUGUGUCUAUCCGGGGGACAUUUUAUCAGGGUUGGAUGGCCUGUCCUGAAUAAGAAACAAGUGAAAAUGGAGAGUUCAAGGAUGGUCCCGCGGCGUCUGCUCGGAUGUUGUGUGUUUCUGGUCGCCGCUGUGAUGCUGGUGGGCUUUACGGUGACACUCAGCACACACAAUGCAGUGGAGCUCCCAUCUGACAUGUCCAGAAGGAGCGUCAAUCAACUUCCGACAAGAACACGCUCACCUCCUGCCUUAUCUUCAUCAUCAUCUUCAUCUCCUCGUCGAUCUGAAAGGACCAGGCGUCCAGCACACUCGCCUCCAGGUACCAAACACCCCUCAUCAUCCCCAGGUCACCAUGACAGUGCCUCCAGCAUAGAUCCCACCCCGUCCCUUGCCUCUGAAGGGUCGGGUAACCUAGGCGAUGGGGCCCAAGGCAUCCACUUGCUGUUACGUCCACCAGAUCUACUCACGCCCAGCCAGAUGCCACCUCUGCGGGACGACAGACUCCCUACGCCAGCCCCACCCACCCUAGUGCCACCCGAAGACUUAUAUCCAAUCCACUCGGCGGAGGUGGACUGGGGAUCUGGAGACUACCUGGAAACUCUUACAUUCAUGGGAUCUGAAGGAGAGGAGUUUUCACUGGUCACCACAUUACCGACGCAUGGAUAUGAUCCAUACGAUUCUGACGAAGACGCCACGGUGAGCUACAACACGGCUUUCCCUUCCCGUCCCGUUCUUCCUCUCUCAUCCAGACACCUCCAGCCCAGCGCAACCAUAAAAUAUGGGACAAAUCUAAGGACCGCCCAUCCUACUGAUCCCCGCCUCCCAUUGGCUCCUGACUCUGAUAGAGACGAUGAUUUAGAUUUCGAUUGGGCGGAGUUGUUUCCUAUUGAGCCGACUGAAAUGCUGCUUCCUGACAUGAACAGUUUGGAAUACUACAACACAUUGCAAGCCAAAGAGAACGCUAGUGUUGCGAGGAAUAAGACGCAUCCUCAUAUUACUCCCACGCACACUUUGGGACCCACCGACAGUCCUACUGGAAUUUUGGGAAAAGUCCCAGAUCAGGUUGACGGGAUAACUCAUCAACCGGUUCCAUCUGAGAAACCUACAAAACCUCUCAUCCCAUUGAGCACUGAGACCCAGCGACCUCCAAAAGCUCCGGAGAAGGGUUUUCCUUCCAUACCCACAUCCCAUAUGGGCAAAACCAAACCAUCAGUGCCAACAGCGCCCCCUCCAGCCAGCAUCUCAGAGGGUCCAGUAAUACAAGCAGUCACACUGAAGCCCCCUGCUAUGAAACCCCGUACGACCACAGUCAAAACCAUCACCAGAACUACAACAACAACCACCACUACUACAAGCUCCACAAGCCUCUCCACCAAAAGCGCACCGCCUACAAUUCCCAAAAUUCAUCAGCCCAUUGCACCACGACAGAAUGUCUGCAACAUCAGCAAAUCAGAAAUGUACCUAGUCCGAGUGGGGAUGCCAAGUGGCUCAUCAGUGGAGUUUGCUAAAAAUCAUGUUCUUGAGAUUCUUCGACGAGAGUUUAACCGUUCGGUGGAGCUAAAGGUCCACAAAUAUCCACCCAAUUUUAUCUUCCGGGCUUUUUCUGGUCCAUUGGUCUACACUGCUGUGUCAGUCAUCAAUGCUCUCCGCCAACCAGUGCACAGCACAUCUUCUUCUACCAUUCUCUCUGUUACAACUAUAUAUGCAGUGCCUGAUUACAAACAUCAGGUCCACACAGUCCUGCAAUUUGUGCCGGGUCAUGUGGAUGUGCGUCUGUGUAGCUUUAGCGAGCGAGUGGAAAAGGGGCUCCUCAUGGCGUACGCGGAAGUGCGCAAACGCUCACAAGAAAAUGGAAAUUUCACAGUUCAUAUUGUGAAUAUAACUAGUAGCCUUCCGAAGGGUCAGCGUCCGCAGAAGGCUCCAGUGGACAUCACGUUUGCUGUGCGUGAUUCUCGUGGUUUUCUAACUGGAUCAGAUGUGAGCGGCCACAUGAGGCAGCUCAGCGCUGUGGAGUUCAGUUUCUAUCUUGGUUUUCCUACCCUGCAGAUCGCUGAACCUUUUCAUUAUCCUGAACUUAAUGUAUCCCACCUGUUACGUACAUCCUGGGUGAAAACAGUUUUACUGGGUGUGUUGGACCAGCGAGUGAACGAGAGGACCUUCCAGGCCAAAAUGGAACGGCGAUUAGCAUUGCUGGUUGGAGAAGGACUUGGGAUCGGAACGAACAAUCGACGAUGGAGAAGAUCUACUAGUGUUGGCAACAAUAGUGUACAGAUUGUGAGAGCGUCCCGUCUGGAUGGGCCUGACUAUCCGCUGGAGCUGGUGUAUUUUGUGGAGGAGGGCUCAGGAGAGAGACUGCCAGCCCAGGCCACAGCGGCCAUGCUGAACAGACUGAAUCUGCAGAGAGCCGCCAUCGUACUGGGUUACCGCGUACAUGGAGUCCUGGCCACACCGGUGGAAAAACUGCCCCUGCCGCCGUCUGAGACUCAGCCCAGUAACGUGUGGCUGAUCGUAGGAGUGGUGGUCCCAGUGCUGGUGGUGGUCCUCAUCAUCAUCAUCCUCUACUGGAAACUGUGCCGCUCGGAGAAGCUGGAGUUUCAGCCAGACGCCAUGAGCACCAUCCAGCAGAGACAGAAGGUCUGGGUCAAUGAGUGUGUGUAUGAAUGUUUUACCCACUCACAGACACCACUUGUGAAGGAGUUGCAGCCUCCCAGCGUUAAAGGCUUUGAUUUUGCGAAGCUGCAUCUGGGGCAGCAUAGUAAGGAUGACAUCAUGGUAAUUCAGGAACCCGCCCCGUUACCACCGUCUGUCAAAGAGGCCACACCUUCAGAGGGCGGAGAAUUGAAUACACCUAAAUCGAAGAGCUCGUCUACGAAAGCAUCACGUGCAGCACGGAGGAGAGGCCGGUUGUCUCCAUCUGAUGGUGAUUCUUUAGGAAGUGAAGCAUCCAGUGGCAGAGAAUCAGCAGAGGAGAGCACCAGACCUGCUGUGACGCCCAGUGACAGCAAACCCCAACAUCGCAAGAGCAAGCAUGCUAAAAACAAACUUGGUGCUCAGCCUGGAAGCGGUGUGGAUGAGCAGUUGUCCUCGUCGUCCAUAUUUGAGCAUGUGGACCGUGUGUCUCGAGGGUCGUCAGAUGGAACACGCAGGGUGUCCAAUAAGAUACAGCUUAUCGCCAUGCAGCCCAUGCCGAGCCCACCCUCACAUCCACAUAACCAAUCCCUGAGUCCCAAUCUGACAGACAAGAUUCCUGACGGAGCAAAUGUCAAUAGUGAGAUCCAAGUGGCCUUGAGGCAUAAAUCUGAGAUCGAACACCAUCGCAAUAAGAUCCGCCUGCGUGCCAAGCGAAAGGGCCACUACGAGUUCCCCUCCAUGGAGGACAUCAUGGCAGCGUUCGGCGACAGCUCCGAGCAGCAGCGAGUGUAUCAACAAGCUCAGGAGCAGAUACACAAGAUCCUGCAUCCUGACGAGCACACACAUUCGUCAUGCGGAGAGCCGCGCAAGAGUUCCAGAGGAAGACGCUCGCCCAGACACAGGCAGAGGCAGCAGAAUUUGAGUGGAAGCGGAAGUCUGAGAGACAAAGAUCGCCUCAUUUCUGACCGAGACGCCACCUACAGGAAGUACCCUGGGGUCAACAACGUAGCCUAUGUGUCCGACGCAGAUCAGCUUCCAGAUGCUGGAAGUCCUUCUCCUACUGAUGAGGUAUUUUUAGACCCAGGAUCACCUCCGUCUGGCCCCGCCCCUUCACCACCUCCCUACGUCCCUCCUCAGCCAACCAUUGAAGAAGCCCGGCAGCAGAUGCACUCCUUAUUGGACGAUGCUUUUGCUCUGGUCUCGCCCUCUUCUCAAGGAAGCCCUGCUCCUCUAACGUUCACCGGCGUUACGGCGGACACUGGCGUCGGAGGAAUCAGCCCCGGUCAACCCUCCAGCCCGUCUCCACGCCCUGCACGCCAAUGGGGCUCCUCUUCUUACCCAGCAGCCCCUGCACACAGCCCUUUCUCCGCUAGGUAUGCAGAGCUAGGAAUGUCUCCCACAUCGGUCCAGGGUUUACUGCAGAGGCAGGCACAGGGCUCUGGCUAUCUGGCGUCUGCAGAGAUGCAGUCAGAUCCUGGGUACUCUAGCAGGGGGCAAUAUGGAGAUGAGAUGCCAUCGUCCUCUCGACCACGACCAGUAGGGGGCAGCGCAGGUGCGCAGUUGCAUCAGUUGACACAAGUGGGCUUGUCAAGUCGGAUUGGAUUGUAUCCUGGAGUUGGCCGUAGUGUUUCUGGACCCUCAGGAUCAAGCUGGGCUCAGUACCGCUCAGAUGAGGAGAUCUCUCGACCAGGAUCCAACCGAGAGGCUAUAAUGACAUUCCCAGAAUACUCUUCAUCACCAGUAUUCCAGAUGCCCAGGACGUCCCUGCAGGAUUCUGCACCACCCCAGUCCCAUCUGGAAGCCUCUAACGCGGGUUACAUCGCCCCAGAAGAGCACUCUCCACCACCUCACUCCUCCGCCUCUCUCAUCAAGGCCAUCAGGGAAGAACUGCAGAGACUUUCUCAGAAACAAGUUGCUGUCGUCAGUUACCACAGUUGAGAAAGACCAUCCCAACACCCCAGUCCUGGUAAACUUCCCAAUAUACUACUUUAAAAAGAAAGAAAAAAAAACUCACAAGUCCCAAACCCAAUGUCCGAGAAGCUGCUUUACACAAAACCCGAACCAAAAUCUUCAAAUUCAAGUACGGCUGGUCUGUUACACAUGAAGAAAUACUAGCAAUCUUCCAUACUGGUAUUGCCAGGAGAUUUCGAUUUCACUGCUGACAUGCAGAAAAUAAACUUCAAUAAUGUUAACAAAGAACAAAACUCACCCUAAAACAAAAAAAAGUCCAGACUGUUUAGACGAAUAGACAAUUGUGCCCCUUAUUCAGACUCUCAUUUUGCAUGCUGAGAGCUGUGAACCUUCAAGACUUAGUGCUGACUGUUGCUAAUGUGAAAAUCCCUCCCCUUCAGUUCCACGUCUCUCAAAGUGCUUCCUCCAAAUGGCUCAUUUUCACGUCUCUGGACUUCCUCUGGUGCUAAAACUCAUUCCUGGAUUCAUUUCAUGAUUCCGCAGAUCGGCCCAGCCCUGGCGUUUUUUUUUUUGCUUUAGUCGCUUUCAUAUUCUCUCAUCUAUUCAAGAUGGCUAAUCAAGUGCUCUGUUCCUAAACCCAGUGAGCUGCCCUAAGGUUGCCAUUUUAAUUACGUUUCCUUAUAAGACACCAUUUUAAUUUUAAGCCAAUUUCUAUGGCAGCAAUCCACAUUUCCUUUAAACCAACAUGAAAAAUACUAUAGUAGUUUAUAGCGAAUGGUAUAGUGUUUUUUAACCAUACUAUGGUAAAGUACUUGAAUUCAUCUGUUGGGGUAAUUCUAUAAUUGCUGUGAUAAAACAGUAGCUAUAGUAGCAUAAACAAACCACCCAAAUUAACAAGUUUUUAAAAAAAAAUUCAUUAUACCACAAUACACCACAGUUUACCGUAGUAAAAGCUAAAACAUACUGCAUACUUUCAGUUCACUAUAGUUAAUACUACAGGAUGCUGGGGAAUUUAUUUACAAAGGGUUGUAAAUGCUAUUAUACAGUAUAAUACACUUUAUUACAGUGUGGUUUAGUAUUUACUAUAAAUUACUAUAGUAUUUUUUUAAUUUGAGAAAAGACAAGCACAAGAAAUGUUGAUUAUAAAGAUAUAUUUUACCGCAUAACAUUCAUAAAAACUUCAAAUGUUUUGUUUUACCCAGGAUUUGCAAGAUCUGUGACAUUUGAUUUAGAGUACCAUGCUGUUAGCAAAGUAAGUAAGUAAGUAAGUAAUGUGGAUUUAUAUAGGGCAUUUAUCGUGUAUGGCCAUACACCCAAAGCGCUUUAUGGGGGGGUCUCUCCACACCACCACCAGCUUAGCAACAUGCUAAUGUCAAACUAUAGAUAGGGUGAAAGAAAUGUUAUAUAAAAAUAAAUGUCAUUAGAGUACGUUAGAGUACCGCGCUGUUAGCAACAUGUUAAUGUUUAUAAAUGGUCUAAUAUGAAUAAAUGAAAAUACAUUUAAUUAGAGUAGAUUAGAUUAGGGGCAGCAUGGUUGCUCAGUGGUUAGCACUGUCGCCUCACAGUAAGAAGGUUGCUGGUUCGAGCCCCGGCUGGGCCAGUUGGCAUUUCUAUGUGAAGUUUGCAUGUUCUCCCUGUAUUCGCAUGGGUUUCCUCCGGUUUCCCCCACAGUCUAAAGACUGUGUAGCCUAUGUCCUGGUCCUCUAGGCUCAGGGUUGAGCGGUGGACCAAUGGCCCACCUCAUAAAAAUUAGAUGUUACGAAACACCAACAUGGUGUGGCUAAAUAUCAACUUCGAUAUAAACGGCCCAGAGAGUAAGCAAGUAGGCCUAAGUAAACUAAAUUUCAUCAGACAACAGUCAUAAUGUAUAGUUUUAUUUACCAUUUACAAGUUUAUUUUACAUGUAGUAGAGUAAUACGUCAUUAGUAAAGUCAUGCAACAUUAGCAGCAUACAUAUGACAAACUAAAUAGGGCAAGUGAAAGAAAAUAUGAAGUUAUAAAUAUAUAAAGUUAUAUUCCAUUCAUUAAUGUUUUUUAAAAUGUACAAUUUUGCACAAGAUUUGUGAAUUUUAUGCAUUUUUAUACCUGUUAGAGUUAUUAGCUUAGCAACAUGCUAAUGUAAAACA